AUGACUUUCUUCGAAAGUGUUCUCGACCAAAACAACAUGACUGUCGCACUCCUCAGGGACGAAGAUUUUUCCCAUGCCAUUGUGGAAUCUUCUGAGGCGCUACGGUGCCUAAGAAGAUGUGAGUCUGCACUACACGACCUUCCCACUAACAAGGACUACACUGGUGCCCUGGAUCAGUGCCUGAUUCUUUCUGCAAUCGGUGAAAACAUGGCGGAAUCUGGCAAGCCAUUCAUCUUCGACCACGGCAUUCUACUUCCGUUGACCAUGACAGAUUAUACCACAAUUUCUGCAAUUCUAGUUUUCAACUCCGCUCUUUCGCACCAGCUCUGGGCUACACAGAACCCAGCCUAUGCCCCCGGAUACCUGAUGAAGGCGAGACAAUUGUACCAUCUGGCCUAUCGAAUGGAAGAUGUGGAGCAUAAUGUCAUGUUUCAAAUCGCUAUCAUCAACAAUAUGGUAGUGAUUGAACGAAGCCUCGGAAAUGAAGCGGACUCGAAGAAAGACUUUGACCUCUUGCUGUCUCUGUGGAUUCUUCUACUUGAUCUGGGAUAUGGUCCCCGACUUUAUGCUGUACGUGGUUUCAUCGCCAACGGGCCAUGGAUCGAGAACGCCUCGGCCGCAUGA
Messenger RNA from Cylindrotheca closterium, 624 nucleotides. The record is from the annotation of a GenBank genome assembly. Lineage: Eukaryota; Bacillariophyta; Bacillariophyceae; Bacillariales; Bacillariaceae.